Messenger RNA from Chaetomium globosum CBS 148.51, 3621 nucleotides. RefSeq lists its product as uncharacterized. Lineage: Eukaryota; Fungi; Ascomycota; Sordariomycetes; Sordariales; Chaetomiaceae. Gene Ontology annotation, molecular function: nucleic acid binding; zinc ion binding; catalytic activity. The coding region runs from base 1 to 3621 and encodes 1206 amino acids. The record is from RefSeq and is a predicted model, not a curated record. The transcript has 7 exons.
AUGUACAGCCCCCUAACCGGUGUCACCCCACGGGAAAAACAAGAGACACCGAAAAAUACAACGGACGCGGAGGCCGAUGAACCCAGGAGGAACGACGCUCUGCGUUGUCGCGAAUUUCACGGGAAGACUACGAGCGAUGCUACGCGGACCGCCGCUUCGAGAGGAACGCGCGCGCUAGGAGGCGGGAAUGCGACCAACAGCGAAGUUGGGACCGGGAAGACAGCGCUACAAACACUCCUAGAGGUGCUCAAUGCACAGCGAAACGAGAUGCUCGAUACAAUCAUUGAACUACGCGACGUGGUCAGCAAGCAGCAGAACACGAUUCAAGAGUUACACCAUCAGCUCCAGGAAUACCAACGUCAAAUGGAAUGCGCCCUAGCGAACACAAAGGCACAGCUAUCAGAGGAGCUGAGGCAAGCUCGAGACCAGAUCGACGUCCUUAUACGCAACCCGGUAUUCACGGCCUCGUCCCAGCCAAGCGCAAGAGCAUCGUACGCCGAAGUUGCUCGCACCCCACCAUCAAGCCAACCAAGCGGGGUGCGCACCCUCUCCUCGUCGAACACGACACCCUCAUCCUUUACCGACACGCUGUUCUGCACCAUCGACACAUCCAGAGUGGAGGAAAACGAAAAGAACAAAGUCCAGGUGGCGGAUGUCAGAAAAGCAAUCGAGGCGGAGGUCCGGACACUGGAGAACAUGGGAGAUUGGCGCUGCGCUGCGGUUGUAAAGGAGGCCCGGAACCCGGAUCGGGUCAAGGUGGUUUGUAGAGACGAAAACGAGACCAGGAUUGUCAAGGAUGCAGCACAAAAGAUCACUGUCCCGGGCGUACGGGUGCUGAGGGAUCAGCUCUACCCAGUGAGGAUCGACAAUGCCAACCGCACAGCGGUCCUCGACGCCGAGGGGAACGUUUUACCAGGGGCGAUGGAAGCCCUUGGUACAGAGAACGACGUCAACAUUGCCAAGAUCGCCUGGCUCAGCAGGAAGGAUACAGGCAAGGCCUACGGCUCUAUGGUCGUCUACGUGACGAAGGGCAGCGAAGCGAGGCGACUUCUAGACGGGCGUUACUUCCAUCUGGCCGGAGAAUCCGCUUACACGACCGUGUUCGCGCCCCGGGAAGGCCCAACCCAGUGCUACAGAUGCCAGGAAAUCGGCCAUAAGGCCUUCGCCUGCAAAAAGCCGCAAAGAUGCGGAAGGUGUGCGGAACAGGGUCACCACCACAAGACGUGUCAGUCCGUGGUCCUGAAGUGCGUGCUAUGCAGAGGACCACACGAGUCAUUUAGCAAGAACUGUCGGCAGAGUCUGCUAAGCGACGAGGGACUCAAGGACUUCGCAGUGCUGGCCAUCUCCGAACCAUAUGCCAGGCUGAUCGAAGGCUCGGUGACGACGGUCCCAAUGAGUCAUCACAACUGGACGAAGCUGAUACCAACGACAAGACGAGAAGCCACGUGGCCAAUUCGGAGCAUGCUAUGGGUACGAAGCGAUAUAGAGGUCGAGCAGAUUCCAGUGCCGUCGGCAGACCUCACCGCAGCACGCAUCCGGCUCCCAGACCGGGCAGUGCUGUUGGUGUCAGUGUAUGUGGAGGGUGGUAGUGACGAAGCACUGGAAGAUGCAAUGAGGGAAAUUGACCGACUGAUUAGGAGGUUUCGAAACGGAACAGGGACGAGAACGGAUAUCAUCCUGGCGGGCGAUUUCAACCGCCACGACCAGCUUUGGGGAGGGGACGAUGUCUCACCACGGAGACAAGGCGAGGGAGACCGCAUCAUCAACCUCAUGGACGAACACUCCCUCUGCAGCCUCCUCCCAAGAGGCACGAAGACGUGGCAGUCAGGCGACAUUGAGAGCACAAUCGACCUGGUACUGGCCUCUGCAGAACUAGCAGACCAACUACUCAGAUGCACGAUUCACCCCUGCGACCAUGGCUCAGACCACAGAGCAAUCGAGACAGAUUUUGACACCACGGUGGAGGACCGUCCCACAAACCUCGAACGCAUCCCCUGGGACGGCAAUGUCCAGCAGCAGACGGACAGGCUCAUGGCAGCGGUAACCGAGGCGGUCUACGGCCUGACACCUAAAGCCAAGCCCUCACCAUACGCCAAGCGGUGGCGAGAUCUCGACGUAGGAUGGGGCAAGCAGAACCAGAGCUCGAACAACGAGCCAGGAUGGCAGCCAAAGAGUACCAUGACGCCAUCCCGCAGACAGAAGAGUUCGCAUUGGCACGACUUCCUGGCCGAUGACGCUAACAUCUGGCAAGCAACGAAGUACCUGCAAACCGGCAGCGGCACGAUGGGCGAUAAGAUACCCCCGCUCGUCCGACCCGAUGGCUCCAUCACGGAGGGUAAAGCAGAACAAGCGCAGGAGUUACUCACCGCCUUCUUCCCACCUUUGCCAGCGAGAAUCGAAGACGAGGGCCAACGACCUCAACGGGCGCCGGUACACAUGCCAGACCUAACAAUGGAGGAGAUCAGAACAAAAGCCAGGAAGAGACGCUCGACCGAACAGGCUCUCCUUCUGCUUCAGGAACACAUCUACAAAGCAUGGAGAGCUAGGAAGGUGCUCAGUUUGAUCAGCUUCGAUGUCAAGGGCGCAUACAAUGGGGUCUUCAAAGACAGGCUUCUCCAGAGGCUCAAGGCAAGAGGGAUACCUGAACCCCUGGUCAAGUGGAUCGACGCCUUCUGCUCCAAGCGCACAGCGACCAUUGCCGUAAACGGGUUCACAUCUGGACGGCAAGAGCUGCCCCAAGCGGGUCUUCCGCAAGGAUCGCCGCUGUCUCCAGUGUUGUUCCUCUUCUUCAACGCCGACCUAGUGCAGCACAAGAUCGACGCGAACGGAGGCGCAAUUGCCCUUCGUGGACGACUACACUGCCUGGGGAACAUGGAGCGAUUUUCAGAACAACCGUUCUCGGUCAAAGGCGAAGUGGUCAAACCGAAGGAAAGUGCGAAAAUCCUAGGUGUCGUGAUGGAUCGCGAAGUCCGCUACAAGCAGCACAUUGCUAGGACGGCAGCUAAGGGCCUCGCAGCCGCUCUGGCCCUGAAGAGGCUGAAGAUGCUUUCCCCGCGGACAGCGAGGCAGCUAUUUGUUGCGACAGUAGCCCCGGUCAUGGACUACGCUGCCAAUGUCUGGAUGCAUGCGUGCGGGGAAAAGGCACUGAGCUGGCUGAACAGGGCGCAGAAGAUCGGGGCCCUGGCCAUCACGGGAGCCUUUCGAACCGCGGCAACAGCCGUGGUGGAAGCUGAAGCGAGCAUCUACCCCGUACGAGAACGACACGCCCAGGCAGCAGCCAGUCUGUGGAUCAACAUCCACACGCUGCCCGGAACGCAUCCCCUUGCGAUGAAGAAAGUCCGGACCACCGUACGAUUCGUAUCUCCGCUGCAGAAAAUUGCCCGCGUGGCCGAAGGAGUACGAGUUGACCGGAUGGAGACAAUCCAGGAAUACGCCGUCCCGCCCUGGGUACCUCGCCUACGACCGACGCUCGAAGCCGAUCGAGGGAAGGCGGCCGAGAUGGUCAACAAAAUUUCGGGAAUCGUGGCCGCAACCAGCUCAUCCGUAAAGAAGGGACUUGGCCAGGCUGCACCGACAAAGAGGGAACUCGGUCAACUUUCUGUGGAUACCAGCGGAGAUUGA